Messenger RNA from Tilletiopsis washingtonensis, 3240 nucleotides. RefSeq lists its product as hypothetical. The record is from RefSeq and is a predicted model, not a curated record. Lineage: Eukaryota; Fungi; Basidiomycota; Exobasidiomycetes; Entylomatales. The transcript has 5 exons. Gene Ontology annotation, molecular function: sequence-specific DNA binding; DNA-binding transcription factor activity. Gene Ontology annotation, biological process: regulation of DNA-templated transcription; phosphorelay signal transduction system. The coding region runs from base 1 to 3240 and encodes 1079 amino acids.
AUGUCGCGGCAAGAACACGGCGGCCAGUCUUCGGGCUGGCAGCCGCCACGCGGCGGGAGCAGUAGCAGCAUUGACUCCAACGUCGGCGGCAUGGCUGGGCCCGGCAGCCGCAUGUCCUCAAUGGGCGGCGCCAGCACGGCAAGCACGAGCAUGACGUCGCCGUACGACCCGCCUAUGCCGUCCGAGCAGUACGUCCAGCAGCAGCAGGGCGGCCCGCAGUUCGGCAACUACCAGCCCAUGAUGCCGCCGCCGGGCCAGCCCAGUGCCGGCGCCGCAUCCAAGUGGCCUGGCACGCUGAGUCCGUCGAGUGGAGGCCCAGGCGCCGGCGCCUACGCCACCACUCCUGGCCAGUCGGCGCCCCGGCCCGGCGGGUACUUCCCUGGCGCGCCCGACUACGGCCAGAACGGCCAGGCGUCGCGCUCGCAGGCACCGCCGCAGGCCGGACCACAGCCGGACGGCUCCUUCAACAACUUUCCCGGCGGCUACGGCCAAGGCCCGCCGCGGCCACCUCAGCCGCUGCCGCCGCACCAGCAGCAGCAGCAGUUCGCGCCACCACCACAGGGUGCAGGUCCAGGCUACGCGCCGCCGCAAGACGGUCAGUGGGGACGGGGCCCAUCUGUCCUCGCACCGUACGGCGGUCCGGGCCAGGCACCUCCGCAGCAGCUGGCACCGUCGUACGCGCAGCAGCGCGCCGAGCCGACGGAGCAGCAGCGUGCCGAGGGCUACGCGCAGCACCUGGCACAGAAGCAGCGCCAGAUGCGCAUGCUGGCGCAGCAGCAGCAGCACCUGCAGCACCAGCAGCAGCUGCAGAUGCAGCAGCAACAGCAGCAGAUGGCACAGAAGGGCGACGACGACGAUGGCGAUGACGGCGGCGAGGAUGGCGAUGAGGAGGACGGUGCGCGCAAGGGUCGCGGUGCGGCGCAGAAGGGCACGAGCGACUUUGUCAAGAAGCUCUUCAAGAUGCUCAGCGACACGUCGUACUCCUCCAUCGUCUCCUGGUCUGCCAGCGGCGAGAGUUUCGUCGUCAAGACCAUGAACGACUUCACCAAGCACGUCCUGCCCCGUCACUUCCGGCACUCGAACUUUGCCAGCUUCGUGCGCCAGCUGAACAAGUACGACUUCCACAAGGUGAAGAACCCCGAGGAGCAGGCGCAGGGCGCCGACCAGGCAUGGGAGUUCAAGCACCCCGAGUUCCUGCGCGGGCGGGAAGACCUGCUGGAGAAUGUCAAGCGCAAGAUGCCGACCGGCAAGAAGGUCACCAAGGACCGCUCGGACAGCCCAACGAUGCCGAGCGCGGCCGACGCGGCCGACAAGGGCGCUGCUGGCUACGGCGAGCUGAAGAACCAGGUCGCGGCGCUCACCGCGUCGCAGGACCAGAUGUCGUCGCACAUCAACAACCUCACCAAGCAGUACCAGGGCGUCAUCGGCGAGAUGCUCACGUUCCAGCGCAACAUGGUGCAGCAGGACCAGCUCAUGCAGCAGCUCAUCCAGUAUCUCAUGCAAGAGUCGCGCAAGCCGGCGAUUGGCGACGGCAACACGCCCGGCGGCUCGUCGAUGCAAGGCCUGCUCGACACGGGCGCGUCAGACAGCCCCUUCGUGGCGCCCGAGACGGCACAGUCGCUCAUCGGCAACUACUCGACGCUGGCGCGCGACUCGUUCGCCACCAUGAGCCAGGUGUCGGAGCGCAUGGCCGCUGCUCAGAGCGGCCGCGACCAGAUGCAGGGCCGUGCGGGCUCGUCGUCCGCCGGACCAUCGAUGAAUGGCGCUCCGAAUCACCGCGACUCAGAUGGAGGCCCGCCUUCGCCAAAGAGCUCUGGCUCGCCGGCGAGCGACUACGCGCCGAACGGCAAGGGCAAGGCAAGCACGGCGGGCGACCGCAUGUACUUCCACCCGCCGCACCUCAACGCCGAGGACGCGAGCGCCGGCGACGUGUUCAGCUCGGCGCUGCAGGCGCCGGGCAGCCAGGCCCUCGAGCAUGCCGGCCUGCGCGUCUACACGGUCGGCACGCUGCAGCCACGCAGCGACUUUGGCACGCUGCCGUCUGACGGCUCGGGCAGCCCAGGCGAUGCGGUUGCCUCUGCUCUCAACGGUCGCGCGCCAAGCGUGGGUGCAGGCACCGAGUCGCGGCCAUUCGGCAUCAACGUGCCGUCGCUCGAGGAGCUGCCGGCGGACAUGCCGCGCGUCGACCGGCGCUUCUCCACCGCGGCUGUGACGCCGCUGCCCGGUGCCGGCCCUCAGACGCAGGCGAAUGUCUCCGACGGCCUCGCGACGCCGUCCGACGGCGGGCAGAACAUGCUGCGCAUCCGGCGCUCGACGUACGUGCCCGGCUGGGCCGUGCCGCCGCGCGUGCUCGUCGUCGACGACAACGACGUGUGCCGCAAGAUGAGCAGCAAGUUCCUGCAGGUCUUCGGCUGCGCCAUCGACGUGGCGGUGGACGGUGUCAAUGCCGUCAACAAGAUGAACCUCGAGAAGUAUGACCUCGUCCUCAUGGACAUCGUCAUGCCAAACCUCGACGGCGUCUCGGCAACGUCGCUAAUCCGCGAGUUCGACCCGCGCACGCCCAUCAUCUCGAUGACGAGCAACAGCGGGCCCAAGGAGCUGCUCAACUACAUGAGCUCCGGCAUGAACGACAUUCUGCCCAAGCCCUUCACCAAGGAGGGCCUGCUCAACAUGCUCGAGAAGCACCUCAUCCACCUCAAGACGGUGCAGAAGAUGGACGAGAUCCCGAAGUCGUUUGGCCUGCCGCCGCUCAGCGACGAUGCGCUGCAGUCCGUCCUCUCGGCCACGGCGGCCAGCGCUGCACACCUGCAGAACGGAGCGCCGUCGCCGCGAGGCCUCGGCAGCAUGCUCGGCAACUCCGCAGCUGGCGCCUCGCCUUUCGCGGCGAUGAUGGGCAACGGCCCGGCACGCUUCACCAACGCCGACUCGCCUGAGGAGAAGAACAGCGACGACGACGAGGGUGUCGACAACCCGCUUGCCGGCAUGGGCUUCAGCGACGACGAGUACAUCUCGAUGCUGCAGAACCUCAUCGCCGCCGGCUCCGUCUCGGACAGCCAACGCGGCGAGAUGUCGGACAGCGUGGCGUCGGCGCUGGGCGUGGCUCGCGGCGAAGGUGCCGGCGGAGGCACGCGCUCCAAGGAGAGCACGCCCGUCAACCUCGGCGUGCGCAAGCGCUCCGCCGAGCCGUCGGACGCCUCGGACGCCCACAAGCGCUCGCGCGUCGCUGGCCUGCAAGGCUAG